GUCUCAAAAUGUAAUACUUAUAAUGAGCCACACUGAGUCCUUUAUUGACCCUGCUGGGCUUUUUAUUCGUUCCGCUCGUCCCUCCAGCCCAUAUGGGUCCGUGGCGAGGAAGAGGAGUGCUCAGGAAGGGGUGCAGGGCGCCCCCGUCAACAAGAGAAAGUCCCUGCUGAUGAAGCCCCGCCACUACAGCCCCAGCGAGGCAUGUGAAGAGGAGAGCGAGGACCUGGCACCGCCACAGGACAAAGAAGAGCUGAGGAACAUUGACACUCCAGCAGAUGGAAACUUAAGGGCGGUCAAUGGACUUUCCAACAAAAAUGGCUGCUAUGACGCGGCAAAGUCCAGUGAUUCUCUCGGAUGGUCAGAAGUUACAUCUAACGGAUCCCCGCAGUGUGAGCCGGACACAUCUGAGCAUCUGAUGGAUGAAGACGAUGCUGAGCUGCUUAAUAAUGAAGAAGACCAAAGUCAAGACAGAAUGAGCGGUAUAUCAUCCCCACAGACUCCAUACGAAGACAUGAGGGAGGCUGAGUGGGAGCCCUUGUCUCUGUCUGCCAAGGCGAACGACUCAGGCUGCAGUCCCUCCAGAGCCUCUGAAGACCUUUCAGGCAGGAAUGGCCACGUGAAAGAAGAGCCUCAUUCAGAAUUAGGUGGUCUGAUGGGUAAGGUUAGUAUUUAUCAGGCUGAGGCUCUAAGAUACAGGCCUCUACCCACAGAGGAAGACAGCGAGGGGGAGGGGGAGGCGGAGAGGCCACCUCGGCUGGACGGCUGGGCUCUGGGCCUCCACGAGAGAGGCCUGGAGAUGAGCCGAGGACGGGUGAACUUCAGCCUUUUGGAGCAGGCCAUAGCUCUACAGACAGAGCAAAGACAGGCCCUACACCAUGCCUACAGGGAGAUGGACCGGUUCCUCAUGGAGCAGAUGACCAAUGAGAGAAGGCACCAUAGAAUGAUGGACAUGGACAGCAGACUCAACUAUCAUGGAGCAAAAGAUUCUCCACGCACAGAUAAAAAGGAUAUAAAGUGUCCAACUCCAGGCUGCGAUGGCACGGGUCAUGUGACCGGCCUGUACCCACAUCACAGGAGUCUGUCUGGGUGUCCUCAUAAAGUUCGAGUUCCUCCCGAGAUCUUGGCCAUGCAUGAGAAUGUCCUCAAGUGCCCCACACCUGGGUGCACAGGCAGAGGACAUGUCAACAGCAACCGUAGCACCCACCGGAGUCUCUCAGGCUGCCCCAUCGCUGCUGCAGUGAAGGUCUCCAAACCUCAGGACGAGAGCCUGAAGUGCAGACAAACACCUGACCGCUCACCGAGAGCCCUUGGCUUGAUGAAGAAGUUCGAGAUGAACCAGUUGAACUAUAGGCUCUCUCAUCCAGCAGCAGCCUUGCAGCCGAGCCUCACGAAAGACAUGGACAAGUACAGCAGAAUCCGCUUUGAUUACGCCAGCUUUGAUGCACAAGUCUUCGGCAAACAGCCUCUGAUGGGAACCAACCAGGACCAGGAAUUGUCACAUUUAUCUGAUUCACCUCAGCAGUAUCCUGGCUUCCUCAGUGCUCCAGGUGGCCGAUUGCCCACCUCUGGUCAGCACAGCCCACCGAGUCAAUUCAAAAAAGAAGACGAUUUCCAAGCCACAGCAGCGACUGCCGCCAUCCUUAACCUCUCCACUCGCUACCGGAAGAACAUGGAGGCUGUUGCCGGCCGGCCCUUGGCAACCUCCACAAAGGACAUGCUCAUAGAAGUGGAUGAAAAUGGCACCCUGGAUUUGAGCAUGAAGAAGUGCAAGGAAAACAUAAAAGCCCAGACAAAACCGCCUUUAGAUGAGCCGCUGUCCCCUUCUGAGUCCACUAUGGCCAAAGGUGGGAGCGCACUCAUCAGCCCCGCCUUCUACCAGCCGCUGUGCGAGAGAGACAGCUGGGAGAACCCCGUCCCUGUCAACUUCAGCAAAGCACACAUUUUACAGGACACAGAGGAGGAUUACGAUCAUGUCCCCUUGGAGGACCAGCACUACAAAGGAGACAGCAGCAUGUUGAGUCCCAAAGCCAAACUGCUAUUACGAGAUUCAAAAAAAGAGCUUUUGAGCUGUCCGACCCCGGGCUGUGACGGCAGCGGCCACGUCACGGGGAAUUAUGCAUCGCAUCGGAGUGUGUCUGGAUGUCCCUUGGCUGACAAAACACUCAAAUCACUGAUGGCAGCCAACUCUCAGGAACUAAAGUGCCCAACACCUGGUUGUGAUGGAUCUGGACAUGUGACUGGGAACUAUGCUUCGCACAGAAGCUUGUCAGGAUGUCCACGUGCCAGAAAGGGAGGUUUGAAGCUCACACCAAACAAGGAUGACAAAGAUGAGCAAGAGCUUAAGUGUCCAGUAAUUGGAUGUGACGGACAGGGCCAUAUAUCGGGAAAAUACACAUCCCAUCGCAGUGCGGGCAGUUGUCCACUUGCUGCCAAAAGACAGAAGGAGUCGUCCAUCAAUGGGCUGCCCUUUGCCUGGAAGGCCAGUAAACAGGAACUGCCCCAUUGUCCUUUGCCUGGCUGCAAUGGCCUUGGACAUGCCAAUAAUGUGUUUGCCACUCACAGGAGCUUGUCGGGUUGCCCACUGAACGCACAGAGUAUCAAGAAAAAGCACUCGGAAGACGAGAUGAUGACUAUCAAAUUGAAAGCGAGCAGUGGUGUUGAAAACAAAGAAGAUAUUCAGCAUUUGGAUCAUGAAAUUAAAGAACUGAACGAAUCCAACAUGAAAAUAGAAGCAGACAUGAUGCAACUUCAAACGCAGCAGAUAUCGUCUAUGGAAUGUAACCUGAAGACAAUUGAGGAGGAGAACAAGAUGAUCGAACAGCACAACGACAGCCUUCUGAAGGAGCUCGCUCGCCUUAGCCAAGCUCUCAUUAACAGUCUAACAGACAUUCAGCUGCCUCAAAUGGGACCCAUCAGUGAGCAUAAUUUUGAAGCCUAUGUGAACACAUUAACUGAUAUGUACAACAACUCGGAGCAUGAAUACUCUCCGGAGUGCAAGGCCCUCUUGGAUAAUAUCAAACAGGCUAUUAAGGGCAUCCAUGUUUAAGCUGUAGAGCUACCAAGAGGUUUCUUUGACUUGGGAUAAUGGCACUAGAUAGCUCUAUUUUACUGAAGAGUGCUGGCUUGGCUGCAUGUAUAAGACAAGGCUUUUGGAAAUGUGUUUGGCAUUUCCUGGUAAAUACACUGCACUGAGAAAAUUACCAGCCAGAUUUGUAAUGCUUUUACUGUUUCUGCAUUCACUUGAUAUGUUUAUCCCGGUGAGAUUUUUACCCGAUCUGGCACUUAAUUAUUUUGUAUGGUUUGCUUGAUUUUGAUCUGUAUGUGUUCAUGUCAUUCUUAUAUUAUCACUAUUUAUUAUUAUAUUUGUUCAUCAGUGUAUUUAUUUCCUCAGUUUUUAUUUAUUUCUAGAGUUGUAAAUGCUUAAUAUUUGAGAAAUCUGUUUGACUUUCUGCACAUUGUAAAUUACAUAAAAGCACAUUCCAGUUCCAUGGCAUACUUUCGCCAUCUAGUGUUGAAAAACGUAUAUUAUUAUUAUUAUUAUUAUUAUUAUUAUUGUUAUUAUUAUUAUUAGACCAUAAGUUGGAUCUCCCUUCAAAGUAAAAACCUACCAAAACAACUAAGCAUCAAUAUUUUUAAGCAUUGCUUUUGCUUUGUUUAUUGGAAACUGAAUGUAUGGUAAGGCAAAGUGAACACUGAGA
Scatophagus argus is the source of this 3698-nucleotide messenger RNA. RefSeq names its product ST18 C2H2C-type zinc finger transcription factor (gene st18). The record is from RefSeq and is a predicted model, not a curated record. The transcript has 18 exons. NCBI's taxonomy places the organism in Eukaryota, Metazoa, Chordata, Actinopteri, Scatophagidae. Gene Ontology annotation, biological process: regulation of transcription by RNA polymerase II. The coding region runs from base 23 to 3046 and encodes 1007 amino acids. Gene Ontology annotation, cellular component: nucleus. Gene Ontology annotation, molecular function: RNA polymerase II cis-regulatory region sequence-specific DNA binding; DNA-binding transcription factor activity, RNA polymerase II-specific; zinc ion binding.